Messenger RNA from Lentinula edodes (shiitake mushroom), 1515 nucleotides. Its product is annotated as permease for cytosine/purines, uracil, thiamine, allantoin-domain-containing protein. The coding region runs from base 1 to 1515 and encodes 504 amino acids. The record is from RefSeq and is a predicted model, not a curated record. Gene Ontology annotation, biological process: transmembrane transport. The transcript has 9 exons. Gene Ontology annotation, cellular component: plasma membrane; fungal-type vacuole membrane. NCBI's taxonomy places the organism in Eukaryota, Fungi, Basidiomycota, Agaricomycetes, Agaricales, Omphalotaceae. Gene Ontology annotation, molecular function: transmembrane transporter activity.
AUGUCCGACACAAAAUCAGGCGACCCAGAAAAGUCUUUCAGUUAUGGGCCGGGUGCUUCAGACGAUGUUGAUGAGGCCAGCUCGUUAGAACGUUUGAGCGACAACGUCCCUCGCUUGAAAUUUGCUAAACUCUGGGCCAUUGUCGAAUUUUUGGAUAAGUACGGCGUCGAAGCCCGUGGUAUCGAACGCGUUCCUUCAGACCAACGAACACAGAUGUGUAUGAUCUUCACAUGUCUAUCUGUUCACAUUAACCGUUUUUCGCUGUUAGACCCUUUAUCUGCAUUCUGGAUGUGGCUAGCAGCUAACAUGACGAUUGCGACUUUUUCUCUCGGAUGCUUAGGCGGCCCCGUAUUCUCCCUUGGCUUCAAGGAUGCUGCUUUAACGAUCAUCUUCUUCAAUCUUCUUUGUAACCUUCCAGUGGCUUACUUUUCCACCUGGGGUCCCAAGCUCGGUCUUCGUCAACUUACACUCUCUAAAUUUUCGUUCGGGUAUUUUACAUCGCAGGUCCCCAUCAUCCUCAACUGUAUAGCAUGUGUUGGCUGGUCCGUGGUCAACUCAAUUGUUGGCGCACAGACUCUACGUGCUGUAAGCACAGCGCAUCAAAUCCCGACCGCUGCUGCAAUUGUUGUGAUCGCUAUCGGUCCUAUAACGAUCUCUUUCAUGGGAUAUCGUGUGGUUCACCUGUAUGAGCAAUAUGCUUGGAUUCCUAUUAACCGUUUCAUCGAAAGCGAUUUCCGUAAUUCGGGAACCAUUGAAGCUGGAAACGUUCUUUCGUUUGGUGCAACGAUCGCUGGAUAUGCGAUUGGAUGGGUAAGCUACGCGGCAGACUACACUGUUCGCAUGCCCGAAGACAUGUCCUCUGUCAAGAUUUUUUUCUGGACAUAUCUCGGUCUCAAUGUUCCACUCAUCCUCGUGGAAAUUCUCGGUGCGGCAGCGAUGUCUACUUUCAACCAGAAGACGACCUGGGCAGACGCGUACGCAGAAAAUUCGGUUGGUGGUCUUCUCGGUGCCGGCCUUGCUGGACCAAUGGGCGGAUUCGGUUCAUUUCUUCUGGUAAUCAUGGCAUUGAGUAUCAUCGCGACCAAUAUUCCAGCCAUGUAUUCUUUAGCUUUGACUUUCCAGAAUAUACACCCAUAUGCGCAAGCCAUACCCCGAAUCUUCAUCGUGAUCAUCGGUAGUGUGGUCUAUAUCAUCCUCGCAAUCGCAGGUGCAAGUCAUUUUGUCGGGUGGCUGGAGACUAUGCUCGACAUCCUCGCCUAUUGGCUUGCCAUCUUCUCCGCUAUCCUCAUCGAGGAACAUCUCAUUUUCCGGCGCGGAAAAUGUUUCAUUGCGUUGUCUUGCGGGGUUGCGGGAGCUGUGCUCGGGAUGGCCCAGUCGUGGUAUAUUGGUGUCAUUGGAGGAAUGAUCGGAAAUCCUGAGUUCGGGGGUGAUAUUGGUUUCGAGCUGGCUUUUGCUUUCUCUGCUAUUGUCUACCCCCCUUUGCGAUGGAUCGAAAAAUUUUACUGGGGCUACUGA